Messenger RNA from Aureobasidium pullulans EXF-150, 2840 nucleotides. RefSeq names its product HbrB-like protein. Gene Ontology annotation, biological process: TORC2 signaling. The transcript has a single exon. Lineage: Eukaryota; Fungi; Ascomycota; Dothideomycetes; Dothideales; Saccotheciaceae. The record is from RefSeq and is a predicted model, not a curated record. Gene Ontology annotation, cellular component: TORC2 complex. The coding region runs from base 50 to 2713 and encodes 887 amino acids.
GAGACAUGGUGCAUGUACUUGGGCCAAAGACAUCCGAACAUGAGGCAGCAUGAAUAACAACAACCAUCACCCCCCUUUGCGACCCCGGCCGCGACAACGCUCUCCCUCUGGCUCUGGCUCCGGCUCUGGCACAGGCACAGGCACCCUGUCGUCGCAUCGCAGCGCAUCGAGCAUGUCGGCGGCCACCAACGAUUCGUCCACCAAACACCAACCACCGCAACAGCAAUACUCGGCUCGUCCUAGCACCGCCCACAGCACCACUGCGCCCUCUGCUCUGGCAAACUUCUCCCGUCCUCAACCUCGCCAGUCCAUCGAUGCUCAACUGCGCAUGACCUCUCCCCCACCUCCUCCGCCGUCAGCCCCUCCAUCCAUCCUCCAGCGUGGUCGUCAACACUCGCAAGGCUUCUUUGAGCCUUCCCUACCACACACUUCGCAUAUGCCAGCCUCCCAAAUCGCUGCUCAAGCCGCCAUGCACCACAUGCACUCUGCGAACCAAGACCGCAAACGUCCGAAUCCUCCCUUACAGCCCAUCAAUGUCGCCGCUAGUCGUAUGGACCGUCGCAUAGCCUCUCCAACUACACUGAGUCCUCCUCCGCAACAGUCUUCCCAUAUCGACAGUAGAAUCACUGCUACGACUGCUGCCAACGUCGCUUUCCCGAGAAGCCCAGGCCCCAUGCCUUCUCCCCAUGCCUUGACUGCCGAUCAACCUGUUUCCGCUCCUCCUCCGCCAACUCCCUCGGAAGUAAAAGUCAAGGAACGCUCCAAGAUGAAGCUGUUCCACAAGCCAAAGAGUAUUGGAAUCACAAAAGACAAGGACUUUGACAAAAAGGCUGCUCCAGCCUUGCCAUCUCCAAACCGUGGCUUGCUGCGCGCUGGUUUCGCAAGUGCUUCCAUGACUAGUCUGACCGAUCCAAACUCUUCUGCUGCUGCCUCUGUAUAUUCUUCCGCCAAUACUUCGACUUCAACCUUGGUGCCCGUAACCACCACAGCGACGGCAACAGCAGACAAGAAAGAGGACAAGGAGAAACACAGGCACCACUUCUUGUCAAGGCAGAAACAAAAAGAUCGCGGUGCUUUGCCUCUAUCUUCGGCUUCCUCAAACUCGACUGCAGUAGACCCAAAUGCUCCACAGUCUCUUUACUCCUUCACCCCUCAGUCUCCCGGUUUCUCCAAAUCUGUCAGUGGUUUGGACUUACGACACGGCGGACGUGCCUUGAGGGAAAAGAAAAAGGAAGAAAAGGCUGCUGCUGCGGCCGCGACAAAUCUUACGCCAAUCAUGUCCAACAGCUCUGGCAAUCUGCUGAGAGACGACUCGAGAAGUGACUUCAUGGGUCCCAGUAGUCUUGACUCGACCUCGAUAUUAGGUCCUCCCAGUAGCAACUCGCUCUUCUCGCUUCCCUUGUACGAGCCGCAGCCUACAAUGUCAGCCGCUGCAUUCAACAAUUUGGGCAACAGCAUGGGGUUACAUGGCAUCACAGCCGAUGAUGCUUGGCCCUUACUCAAGGCAAGACUGUUGAAUAUCUUUUCUGGCGAGGACUUACGGACACCUAUCGAAGACUUCAACCUACUCGUCUCUGUCCACAUUCGGCGAUGCAUUCAGAAGCGUGCUCCUGUGGUUCUGGUAGAGGACUUGAGGGAACUACUAGCGACAGGCUUCUCUUCUCUCGCACAAACUUUACGAGGUGUGCCAGACGAGCGACUUGUAACACGACUUGUCGCAAUCUGGCAGACAACAUUUAGCUCUAUCCUUCCUUUCAUUCAAGCUGUCUUUUUACCUCUCGACCUCGAAUUCAGGGGUCGUGGCAGUAUCAUGAGUGCAAGAGAGGCUCAAGAAUUUUGGGGUGCCUUUGUACCUGCAGAGAUGCCGCCACCAUUCUUCCGGAAACAUUCUUCCUCGUUCGACGAAAUAAGACCGAGCAGUUCUGGAGGCGCGACGAUCACGAGCAAUACAUCAAAUCGUAUGCCCGGUUUGGGAGAAGAGCUGGACGUCCGUCGCAUCGCAUUGAUCGUCUUUCGCGAUGUGGUGCUCCUCCCUCGUCAUGAGUCGCUGCUGGCCAUCUUCUCGCGACUGUCGCUGGACAGCAUCAACACCGCACCUGCCCCGAACAAUCUCUCCUCAUCACCACCCAUAUCCAGCAAUCGCGGUCGGGGCUUCUCAAAUCCAGCAGCAGGAGGAGCAGAAAGACCUUCCACAGGUGGCAGCCUCUCUCCACGCCUCGGAAGCAGUUUCAACAGCAAUACAAACUAUCUUGAUAACAAUAACAACGGAGUAAUAGGUUCACCACCUCCCCAACACACACGCAGCCGCGCCACCUCCAACACCUCUGCGGGAUCUUUUGGCACUUCCCUUCCGCACACCUCAUCACACUAUCCAGCUGCGUCCAUCGACAGCGUAACUUCCGCUCCCGCAUUCUCAUCUUCAUUCUCCCCUGAUCCCUCAGGCCGCCCACCGACAUUUGCAGACCCUGCUCAAGUCACUCAAACCGUGGCUAGAAUGCUACAAUGUGUUUCUGUGGUUGCUGGCGCACAAACAGGAGAUCAGAGUCAGAGUAUGGUGGAGAGAUUGACUAGGGAGUUGAAGUACAAUUGGUUGGGUAGGGGAAGGACUGGAAGGCAACGACGAGGCUGGGUGGGUGUCAAGGGAAAGAACACGUCUGGAAUGGGGCAGGGGCAAGGAUUGGGGGUUAAUGGAUUGGGUGUCGUCGGUGCUUGAGCAUUUUUCUACUUUUGACCCUUGGUUAUGGGAGUUCUCUUGGUUUUAGGAUAUAGAAAGGGGCAAGGGCAAGACUUGGGGUAAUGGUCGGGGGUUCAGAUCAAAGUGUAGGAAGGGAAGGUCCGGG